CGGCCUCUGAUUCCCACCCUCUCUCUCCAUCACAGCUGCUGCUCCUAAUUCCAAGCAAAGAUUAGUAGACCAAAUGGCCGUGGAAACCACCAUCCCCACGACGACCUCCACAUCCCUCGGCCCGGCCGCGAACGAGAAAGAUGCCGAGAAGCUCCGUUUUAUCGAUGAGAUGACCGCCUACGCCGACGCGGUCCAGGAGAAGGUGCUGGCCGAGAUCCUGAGCCGGAACGCCGAGACCGAGUACCUCCAGAGGUACAAGCUUGGCGGUGCCACCGACCGUGCCACCUUUAAGGCAAAGAUCCCCAUGGUCACCUAUGAGGACCUCCAGCCGGAGAUCCAGCGCAUCGCCAACGGAGACCGCUCUCCCAUUCUCUCAGCCCACCCUAUCUCUGAAUUCCUCACCAGCUCGGGGACGUCGGCCGGUGAACGGAAGCUGAUGCCGACCAUCAAAGAAGAGCUGGACCGCCGGCAGCUCCUCUACAGCCUUCUCACUCCUGUCAUGAACCUUUACGUGCCGGGGCUGGACAAGGGGAAGGCCCUCUACUUUUACUUCGUGAAGUCGGAGACCAGGACUCCCGGCGGGCUAUUGGCGCGGCCGGUGCUGACGAGCUACUACAAGAGCGAGCACUUCAAGAGCCGCCCCUACGAUCCCUACAACGUGAUCACCAGCCCUACCCCCGCCAUCCUCUGCGCCGACUCCUUCCAGAGCAUGUACGUGCAGAUGCUCUGCGGCCUCCUCCACCGCCUCCAAGUCCUCCGCGUCGGCGCCGUCUUCGCAUCCGGCCUCCUCCGCGCCAUCCGCUUCCUCCAGCUCCACUGGGAGGAGCUAGCCCGCGACAUCGCCGCCGGCUCGCUCAGCCCCAAGAUCACCGACCUUUCGGUCCGGGACUCGGUCGCCGACAUCCUGCAGCCCGACCCAGAGCUGGCCGAGUUCGUCAGAGCCGAGUGCUCGACGGGGGAGUGGGCCGGGAUCAUAACCCGGAUCUGGCCUAGUACCAAAUAUCUGGACGUGAUCGUGACGGGGGCCAUGGCGCAGUACAUCCCGACCUUGGAGCACUACAGCGGCGGUCUCCCGAUGGCGUGCACCAUGUACGCCUCCUCCGAGUGCUACUUCGGGCUCAACCUGCGGCCGAUGUGCAAGCCCUCCGAUGUCUCCUAUACCAUCAUGCCCAACAUGGCCUACUUCGAGUUCCUCCCACUGGAGCUGGCCGCCACGCGCAAGGGCGACGGCGACGUCCAGCUCGUGGACCUGGCCCGCGUGGAAGUCGGCAAGGAGUACGAGCUUGUGAUCACCACCUACUCGGGGCUCUGCCGGUACCGGGUCGGCGACAUCCUCCGGGUGACCGGCUUCCACAACGCGGCCCCGCAGUUCCGCUUCGUGCGGCGGAAGAACGUGCUGCUCAGCAUCGAGUCGGACAAGACCGACGAGGCGGAGCUCCAGAAAGCGGUGGAGAGCGCGUCGGAGCUCCUCAAGCCAUACAACGCCACCGUGGUGGAGUACACGAGCCACGCCUUCACCAAGACCAUCCCGGGGCACUACAUCAUCUAUUGGGAGCUCCUGGUCAAGGACUGCUCUCAAGGGAGGACGCCUGGUGGGGAGGUGAUGGAGCGUUGCUGCCUGGCGAUGGAGGAGGCGCUGAACUCGGUGUACCGGCAGAGCCGGGUGGCGGACGGGUCGAUCGGGCCGCUGGAGAUCAGGGUGGUGAGGGGAGGAACCUUCGAAGAGCUCAUGGACUACGCCAUCUCGAGGGGGGCGUCCAUCAACCAGUACAAGGUCCCUCGCUGCGUCAACUUCCCGCCGAUCCUGGAGCUUCUCGACUCCCGGGUGGUCUCGGCCCACUUCAGCCCGGCCCUGCCCAACUGGUCCCCACAGCGGUCAGGCUAGAACGUGGGGCCCAUGUGUUUGUGUGGCACCAAAUCCAACACCGACCGGCCGACCGACCUACCUUCUCGGUUCCUCGUCAACGGGCGUGCCGGGGACGGAGUUGCAAUUUGUUUCCAUAUUGUGGACGACGACUUGCUUUCUUUACUUCUUUUCUUCUCUGUAUCUUUGUUUUAAAAAGAGCCAUCCUCUAUUUUCUUCUGCCAAAUGGACUAACGUGCUUUAAAAAAUGUAUUAGCUGUGGCUAGUGGACAACUUCUUUCCUUCUAGUCUAUUCCCCGAUUUAACGGUAAUGUAAUGUUCUUCUCACAA
Messenger RNA from Phoenix dactylifera (date palm), 2194 nucleotides. RefSeq names its product indole-3-acetic acid-amido synthetase GH3.8-like. Gene Ontology annotation, cellular component: cytoplasm. The record is from RefSeq and is a predicted model, not a curated record. Gene Ontology annotation, molecular function: acid-amino acid ligase activity. NCBI's taxonomy places the organism in Eukaryota, Viridiplantae, Streptophyta, Magnoliopsida, Arecales, Arecaceae.